GAUCUGACAAAGGAACCUGGGAAUAACAACUGCAUUCUACAGGAAAACAGAGAGAAAGAAGAAAAAGAAGAAUUUUUCAUUUUUAUUUUUUCGAUCAAACAAAAGCAACAAACCAUCAACCGACAAUGGUUUCUGCCGGUUUCCAGAUUUUGGGUUCUGCUUUGGGGAUCCUGGGCUGGAUUGGUGCCAUCCUCACAUGCGCCCUUCCCAUGUGGAGGGUUACGGCUUUUAUUGGCAGCACCAUUGUGACGGCGCAGACCACCUGGGAGGGAAUCUGGAUGAACUGUGUGGUCCAGAGCACGGGUCAGAUGCAGUGUAAGGUCUAUGACUCCAUGCUGGCCCUCAGCUCUGACCUUCAGGGUGCUCGGGCCUUGACUGUCAUCUCUAUUGUGGUGGGCAUCCUGGCUAUCCUGCUCUCUGUCGCCGGAGGGAAAUGCACCAACUGUGUGGAGGAUCAAACAUCCAAAGCCAAAGUUGGCAUUGGCGCUGGGGUCGUCUUCAUCAUCGCAGGAAUCCUCUGCCUCAUUCCAGUCUGCUGGACGGCUCACACCAUCAUCCGGAAUUUCUACAGCCCUCUCUUGUCUGACGGCCAGAAGCACGAGCUGGGCGCAGCGCUGUACAUCGGAUGGGGAGCGUCCGCUCUGCUGCUGAUUGGAGGGGGAAUGCUCUGCUCCAACUGCCCCAAAAAUGAGGACAACUACACCGCAAAGUACGCCGCUGCCAGAUCUGACUACUCAGCUGCUCGAUCUGAGACCUCAGCACCUGGGAAAGACUACGUCUGAAGCAAAAGUUACAGAUGAACUUUUACCAAAUGGAUUAUGAGUGCUGAUAUUUAACGUUUGUACUGAUUAAAAGCCUCUAGCAAAAACAUGAACCACACCCUUUUGAGAAAUUCAUGUGCAAAUGUUAGUUAUGUGUUAGAACUGUCAUGUGAUCAUGUCUGUAACAACUAUCGAUUGAUGAUAAUACUAAAAAAUCUUCUUUUCGUUGUCUAGAAACUAUGUUUUUGAAAACUUGUCCCUGUAACAUUGUGUGGGAGAUGUGAUUUGCUAAAAUUGUUCUGUAAAUAAAGAUUGAUUUACAAAGACAA
Oryzias melastigma (Indian medaka) is the source of this 1090-nucleotide messenger RNA. Its product is annotated as claudin-4. The record is from RefSeq and is a predicted model, not a curated record. Gene Ontology annotation, biological process: bicellular tight junction assembly; cell adhesion. Gene Ontology annotation, molecular function: structural molecule activity. The coding region runs from base 126 to 782 and encodes 218 amino acids. NCBI's taxonomy places the organism in Eukaryota, Metazoa, Chordata, Actinopteri, Beloniformes, Adrianichthyidae. Gene Ontology annotation, cellular component: bicellular tight junction; plasma membrane. The transcript has a single exon.